CUUUUUUUACGAAUUUGCUUACUUACUUCUUAAUUGUAAUUAUAAUUUACAUUUUUUUUUUUCUUUAAUCCUCGUUCCCUAUCGACAGCUACUCCGCAAUACUUUUCUAAUUCUAUUUUUAUUCUGAAUUUAUUAAAUAAAUUUUUAUAUGGCGGAUUCCUAGUGAGCCAAAAAAAACGAGCAAAACACAUUAAUCACAAAUUGUGAGAUAAAUUACUAAUUGAGGGUUUGAAAUGAACAACGGAGCUGAAACAGCUCCCGAAAUUACAUAUGCCGUGAUAAAACCUGCCAAUGCCGACGGUUUUAUGAUAAAUGAAAGAGCAAUGGAACAAACAAACAACAAUAGUCCAAGGAGCGAAAGGGGAUACAAUUCAGAAUUAGCUAAAAAACCUACAAAAAAUGAAUCGUCUUUUGCUCCUCCAUUGCCAGAUGAGCCUGUCCCGAAGCUCGAACAAUCUCAGGCAAACCAAUCGGAAACUGAAUUACUCAAAAAUGGAACGGGCAUCGUUUUACCAGUACCAAAAAUGAAUGGUCGUAUGAACUCCCCAUCCUUUUCAGAAGAAUCUACUCUUAAUAACGCGGAUUUAAGUGCUCCUCCAUUGCCUGAUGAACCAAUUCCUCAAACAGAAGCAGAAACGCAACCUCCGCUUCCAGAUGAGCCUGUCCCCGUAAGUGAAUCUACUGAGAAACCGCGCAUGGCUUGGUCGGCCGAUGGCCAAGUUGCUGCAAUUUGGGAUGAUGCAACGGAGGCAUACUAUUUUUGGGACAAAAGAACGAAUACGACAUCCUGGGAGAAUCCACUGGAUGAAAAACAAGAAGAAGAUCAAGAAGACUAUACUUCUGUUGUUCGGUUAAGUAAAUUAACUGGUAAAUUCAUACGACCAGAAGCCACACCCGAAACUCAAAGUGAGCCUCAGAAAGCUUAUAAACAUAUGGAACAGUUUUUUGAUGUAAAAGGUCAUCUACAAGAACAUAACGGAAAAAGUUUGUUGGAAGAACGGCGUAACAAACGUUAUACGCGGAAAGAAAUGGCGGAACUGAAACGAAAGGCAAAAGAACGUAAAGAACGAAAACGUCGAGCACUCUUUGACAUUUCGUCUGAUGAUAUUGACUUUCGUAGACGGAAGAUCAUACGGUACUAGUCGUAUAUAUUUGUAUGUACUUUAUCAAGGCGGGCAGACUAUUAAUGAAGCUAUAUGGCUAGCCUUUUGAUAAUAACGAGUAAAGAAUGGUUGCUCGUAUUAUGUUUUCUUUUCUAAUUAGUAUUAACAAAUUCAUUGCUCAUAUUAUAACUAAAUUCCUUGUGUAUAUACGUUAAGAAAAAUGCUAUACAAAAUAAAAAAAAAAGAAAGCCACUAUAACGCUACAUGAACCCAUUAACUUUCUU
Schizosaccharomyces japonicus yFS275 is the source of this 1387-nucleotide messenger RNA. RefSeq names its product fungal protein. The record is from RefSeq and is a predicted model, not a curated record. Lineage: Eukaryota; Fungi; Ascomycota; Schizosaccharomycetes; Schizosaccharomycetales; Schizosaccharomycetaceae. Gene Ontology annotation, cellular component: U2-type spliceosomal complex. Gene Ontology annotation, biological process: mRNA cis splicing, via spliceosome. The transcript has a single exon. The coding region runs from base 234 to 1142 and encodes 302 amino acids.